Molecule: messenger RNA, 1362 nt
Organism: Jaculus jaculus (lesser Egyptian jerboa)
Lineage: Eukaryota; Metazoa; Chordata; Mammalia; Rodentia; Dipodidae
Gene: Yeats4
Product: YEATS domain containing 4
Exons: 7
Coding region: 189-872 (227 amino acids)
Biological process (GO): regulation of DNA-templated transcription
Source: RefSeq, a predicted model, not a curated record
CGCUCCGCCUCCUCGCGGGGCUGAAUGGCCUACGCCGACGCGGCGCCGCGAGCCCAGUGACUCAGCCUCCUUCCGCCUGACACCCUCCGCCUGGGCUCUCGCUAGAGGAGUGGGAGCUCUGAGGGGAGCGGCGACCCCGCCGGCCCGAACUCUUUCCCUGGCAGCGGCAGCUUCUUCCCUGGGACAAUAUGUUCAAGAGAAUGGCCGAAUUUGGGCCUGACUCCGGCGGGAGAGUGAAGGGAGUUACUAUCGUUAAACCAAUAGUUUAUGGUAAUGUUGCUCGCUAUUUUGGAAAGAAAAGAGAAGAAGAUGGUCAUACCCAUCAAUGGACGGUAUAUGUAAAACCAUACAGAAAUGAGGAUAUGUCAGCAUAUGUGAAGAAAAUCCAGUUUAAAUUACAUGAAAGCUAUGGCAAUCCCUUAAGAGUUGUUACUAAGCCUCCAUAUGAAAUUACUGAAACAGGAUGGGGUGAAUUUGAAAUAAUCAUCAAAAUAUUUUUCAUUGACCCUAAUGAAAGACCUGUCACCCUCUAUCAUUUAUUAAAACUAUUCCAAUCAGACACCAAUGCCAUGCUGGGGAAAAAGACAGUGGUUUCAGAGUUCUAUGAUGAAAUGAUAUUUCAAGACCCAACAGCAAUGAUGCAACAGUUAUUAACAACAUCUCGUCAGCUAACAUUAGGAGCCUAUAAGCAUGAAACAGAAUUUGCAGAACUUGAAGUGAAAACCAGAGAAAAAUUAGAAGCUGCCAAGAAAAAAACAAGCUUUGAAAUUGCAGAACUUAAGGAGAGAUUAAAAGCAAGUCGUGAAACUAUAAAUUGUCUAAAAAAUGAAAUUAGAAAACUUGAAGAAGAUGAUCAGACAAAAGACAUAUAAACAGUGUUGAAGAGAACUUGGCAGCAAGUUAGACUGGAAAUAAGGUGGACUUUAAUGGAGAAAUGGACUGAAUGAAAAAACUGUGAUGCUUCUUGGAGGAACUGCAUAAAUAAUUGCUGACCAUGGAUUUCUCAGUAGUGAAGUCCAAGUAUUCAUACUACUUAAGCAAUCAUUGGGGGAAAAUAUAUGGAUGUCUUAAGAGUGGCUACUGUAUGGGCAUUUUACCAACGUCCUUUAUGGAAAUUCCAUGAUGUUGAGCACAAUUUUUUUUACAUUUUUAUUGGAAUAUAUAUAUGUAGCUUAUUUUCCAUUAGGCAGGCAUCAGAAUUUCAUUAUAAAGUAUAAUGUGCAAAUUUUUAUACUUCUCUCCUAGUUAGAAUUAAUAAUAAGCUUGGUGUGUAUAUUUAAUUUUGCAAGUACCUGUCUGCCCUCUCCUACCUCUUUUGUAUAUAUGAUGUACCCAGUAAGUAAAUGUAGCUUACUGAUCCUG